Molecule: messenger RNA, 2620 nt
Organism: Sander lucioperca (pikeperch)
Lineage: Eukaryota; Metazoa; Chordata; Actinopteri; Perciformes; Percidae
Gene: galnt16
Product: UDP-N-acetyl-alpha-D-galactosamine:polypeptide N-acetylgalactosaminyltransferase 16
Exons: 15
Coding region: 165-1874 (569 amino acids)
Cellular component (GO): Golgi apparatus
Source: RefSeq, a predicted model, not a curated record
CCGGCAGAAGAGAAGAGAGAGCGGAGAGAGAGACAGAAGCAGUCUGUCUGCGCUGCGACUCAACGCAUCACCGGCGGCGAGGGAGGCUGCACUGCACCUUCUCUGCCGAGGACGGACCUGAACCAGCCGGGCUCGCCUCCAGAGCCCCUCCGUAUGGGCUCACCAUGCGCAGGAUACGGGCCAACGCCAUCGCGAUUCUGACCGUUGCGUGGAUCCUGGGCACGUUUUAUUACCUGUGGCAGGACAACAAGCCCCAGUCGUCGUCGCUGUCGUCGUCGGCGUCGCAGACCCGCGGCAGGGGCCAUGGUCAGAAGGUGGUCCCCGGUCGGCUGGAGAUCCACCGGGACGACAGGACCAUCCCGCUGAUAGUGAGCCAGCCCCCGUGGGCAGAGCAGCCGGGCCAGCUGCUGGGCGCCUUCGAUGAGAAGGCCUACCUGGCGGGGAAGCAGCUGAAGCCGGGGGACGACCCGUACAGAGAUCACGCCUUCAACCUGCAGGAGAGCGACCGGCUGGGCAGCGAGCGAGCCAUCAGAGACACCCGGCACUACAGGUGUGCGUCUCUGAAUUAUGACACGGACCUUCCCUCCACCAGUAUCAUCAUCACUUUCCACAAUGAGGCUCGCUCUACUCUCCUUCGCACCAUCAAAAGUGUCCUGAUGCGAAGUCCUCCGUCCCUGAUUCAAGAAAUAAUCUUGAUAGAUGACUUCAGCUCUGACCCUGAGGACUGCCAGCUGCUUUCUCAGAUCCCCAAAGUGCGCUGCCUGAGGAACGCCAGGAGAGAGGGUCUGAUCCGAUCACGUGUGCGAGGCGCCAACACGGCGUCGGCCUCCAUCUUGACCUUCUUGGACAGCCACUGCGAGGUCAACGCUGAUUGGCUGCAGCCGAUGAUCCAGAGAGUCAAGGAGGACCAUACGCGAGUGGUCAGCCCCAUCAUUGACGUCAUCAGCCUGGAUAACUUCGCCUAUCUGGCUGCCUCCGCUGACUUGAGAGGAGGAUUUGACUGGAGUCUCCACUUCAAAUGGGAGCAGAUUCCCAUCGAGCAGAAGAUGGCGAGGAGCGACCCCACGCAGGCGAUCAGGACGCCCGUCAUCGCUGGUGGAAUUUUUGUCAUGGACAAGAGCUGGUUCAACCACCUGGGCCAGUAUGACACCCACAUGGACAUCUGGGGAGGGGAGAACUUUGAGCUUUCUUUCCGGGUGUGGAUGUGCGGAGGAAGCCUGGAGAUUCUUCCCUGCAGCCGCGUGGGUCACGUGUUUAGGAAACGGCACCCAUACGACUUCCCAGAAGGCAAUGCCCUCACCUACAUUAAGAAUACCCGGCGGGCUGCUGAGGUGUGGAUGGAUGAGUUUAAACAGUACUACUACUCUGCAAGGCCGUCAGCCCAGGGCAAGGCCUUUGGCAGCAUUGCAGACCGCCUGACACUGCGGCGGAAGUUGAACUGCAAACCUUUCCGCUGGUACAUGGAGAACGUCUAUCCUGAGCUGAGGGUGCCCGAGCAGGAAGCAGUGUCCAGUGUGCUGAAACAAGGCGGUUUGUGUCUGGAGACCCGUGGGACAGACACCCUCGGCCUGGCAGAGUGCAGGGGCAUCGGAGCCAUCAGGCCGCAGUCGCAGAGGUGGGAACUAAUAGAGCCACUGCUCCGGCAGCAGGACCUCUGUCUGGCCAUUUCAGCCUUCACAGCAGGGUCAAAGGUCAAGAUGGAGACCUGCAACACAAAAGAGCCCAGACAGAAGUGGAAGCCUAAAGGCACGGCUCUGCAGCACAUGGUCAGUGGCCUGUGCCUGGACAGUCAGACCCCGACGGGCCCUCUGGUCGUCACUCAGUGUCGCCCCCAGGUGGCCAGCCAGUCCUGGGAGCCACAAAUCAUCACCUGAGCCACAGUGGACGAGGGGGGAAGAGGGACCCGGCCUGCAGAAGGACUCAUUGGGAUCAUCAUCAUCUGCACAGUCUUGUCGCCGUGCUGAGGGAUGAAAGGAACUGUACUUUUGUGAUGUCAACUUGGAGCUCCUGGUCCAUGGGGACACAAGAGCAUCGCUGAAAACAUUUCAAGUCCUCGUCGAGCAAAUACAUCUGAGGUCUUUUCUGUACAGUGCUUCAUCCUUCCAGGAUGCUGCAGUUCUACGUAAUCUAAGCUUUUCACCGAAAAACUGUUGCACAUCUGACUUUUUCCAUUUCUGUAUCUACAUUAUAUCCUGGUAAACAAUUUGCUUAAAAUUGGAGUAGUGUGGGUUGCCCUUAACACUAACAAGUGCAUACUGUACUGUAGCAAAUGUGUUGAGGUGGACCUGACUCUGAGUCAUAGUAAGUGCUUGUCUUGUUGCCUAGUCUUAGGUCGAGGCAUUUGUUAUGACUGUGUAGACCAGGGCAGCUUUAUGUAUAGCCAAGUAAAAUCAUUUUCUUUUUUUUCUUUUUUUUAAUUGCUAAAUAGCAGUCUUGAAAGCACCAUGCAAAGCACUGUCAGGAACAUUAUUUAUUGUUUUGCAUGGUCAGACCCAAAGAAUGUUUUUCUUUUCUGUCUCUCUACAAAAUUGUAUGUAAAUAUUUGAAGCAGAUAAUGGCUUGGUUUUUGUGUCAAGUACUCUAUAUGUUGUUUGAAAAAUAAAAUGUGGUAACAAAGGAA